This is a messenger RNA of Brettanomyces bruxellensis, 1830 nucleotides long. RefSeq lists its product as uncharacterized. The record is from RefSeq and is a predicted model, not a curated record. Gene Ontology annotation, molecular function: protein binding. The coding region runs from base 1 to 1830 and encodes 609 amino acids. Gene Ontology annotation, biological process: rRNA processing. NCBI's taxonomy places the organism in Eukaryota, Fungi, Ascomycota, Pichiomycetes, Pichiales, Pichiaceae. The transcript has a single exon. Gene Ontology annotation, cellular component: small-subunit processome; Pwp2p-containing subcomplex of 90S preribosome.
AUGGAACAUAAAUCAGAGGAAGUGCCGACUGAAGGUACGGUUUCAGUUAAAGAAAAGAGAGAAAUUGAAAGCAUACCUGAACCUAGUGAAGAAGAGAAAAGGUUAGAGAAGCUAGUGUUCGGUGAUAAGGAAGGUUUCGAAAACAACCUCAGGAAAGUUGAUAAUCUUUUUGAUGAAGAAAGAGAGGAAGAUGCAGGCGGACAAAAUUUGUAUGUAUCUGAUUCCGAGUCCGAGGAUGAAUACUUAUCUGGAAUACAAAAUAAAGACGAAACUUUCUUAAAUGAUAAGGAUGGAGAGAACAAAGAAGAAGGUGAUGGUGUAGCAGAUGAUAUGAGCAAACUUCGGGACGACCAGCUAUUUUUAGAUGACGAAAAUGAUGAGGAUGCGGAUAAUGGAUCGAAAAUGGAUGUAGAUAAUAAAAGUGACAAUGAAACAUCAGAUUCGGAUUCAUAUAUGGAUUCAGAUUCAGAUAGCAGUACCACUUCUGAUGCAUGGACAGACAGCGACGAUGAAAAAAUCACGAUUUCAGUGGCUUCACAUAAAAGAUUAAGAAAGCUAAGAGUAAACGAAGAAGAAGAUAAAAUGAAAGGGAAACAAUAUUGCAAACGACUCAGAGCGCAAUUUGAGAGAAUUUUCCCUAGACCUGAGUGGGCUGAUAGGUAUGAAAGUGAUAAUGAUGAAUCAAAGAGACAACAAACAGACAGUGAAGAUGAGGAUUAUGGUGAUGAAGUUGGAUCUUCGGCAAGAACUACAACUGUUAGCGGUUCCAGCAAUUCUCUUCUGGACUUUUUGAGGACAAACCAGACAUACAAGCUUAAGAAUGAGAAUCUACGGCUUCUCUCUCCGGGAAAAAUCGAUAUAGUGAGGUUAACAGAUGCAAAUAUUAAGAAAAUAUCACAUUCAGCAGUUCAGGCCCUUUGCUUUCAUCAUACGCAUCCUCUCUUGUUGACCGGUGGUUAUGAUCGAACUCUUAGAGUUUUUCAUAUCGAUGGUCAACGCAACAACCUGGUGACAUCGAUUCAUCUUAGAAAUUCGCCUGUGCAAUCUGCAGCUUUUGGUAUAGGAGACACAACUGAGAUAUUUGCUGGUGGAAGGAGGAGAUAUAUGUACAAGUGGAAUGUUAAUGCUGGAGUCGUAGAGAAGAUUACGAGACUUUAUGGACAUGAACAGACACAAAGAUCAUUUGAAAAUUUCAAACUCAGUUCUGAUGGCAGAUAUAUUGGACUUAUCGGUAGUUCUGGAUGGGUGAACUUGCUUUCCUCAACUACGGGCCAAUGGAUCAGGGGUUUCAAGAUAGAGGGAACACUUAUAGAUUUCGAUUUUAGUCAAAAUUCGACGAAAAAUAACACGAAGAACAAGCCAUUUUUGGUGGCCAUCAAUACAGCAGGAGAGAUAUGGGAGUUUGAAGUUGAAUCAGGAAAGACUAUUGCCAGAUGGACGGAUGAUACUGGCGUUGGCAUUACUAAAGUUGCUUUAGGUGGAUACAAUGGCAACAACCGAUGGAUAGCUGUUGGAAGUAAGUCUGGAAUAGUGAAUAUCUAUGAUAGAUUUAAGAAUAAUAAGCUUUUGGGCGUGGUUGAGAGCUUAGUCACAAGCAUAUCUGGAAUUACCUUCAAUGCUGAUGGCCAACUUCUUUGUGUGGCUUCGCGCGCGAAGAAGGAUGCUUUACGUUUAGUACACAUUCCAACGUGUAAGGUGUAUAAAAACUGGCCAACCAGUGGCACUCCAUUAGGUAAAGUAACAUCACUGUGUUUCAGCCCGAACAGUGAGAUGCUAGCUACAGGAAAUGAGGCUGGAAAGGUGAGAUUGUGGAGAUUGAAUCAUUACUGA